This is a messenger RNA of Nematostella vectensis (starlet sea anemone), 2045 nucleotides long. RefSeq names its product forkhead box protein O. Gene Ontology annotation, cellular component: nucleus. The record is from RefSeq and is a predicted model, not a curated record. Gene Ontology annotation, molecular function: RNA polymerase II cis-regulatory region sequence-specific DNA binding; DNA-binding transcription factor activity, RNA polymerase II-specific. The transcript has 3 exons. NCBI's taxonomy places the organism in Eukaryota, Metazoa, Cnidaria, Anthozoa, Actiniaria, Edwardsiidae. The coding region runs from base 252 to 932 and encodes 226 amino acids. Gene Ontology annotation, biological process: regulation of transcription by RNA polymerase II.
GCAUAUAAAUUACAAGCAAGGCAACAUUCGUAGGAGUCUCUAUUCAAAUAACCCAAGCGUUGUAGGGGUAAAAAUAUCCUUGAAUAUAUCCGUCGGAUCUGCGAAUUUCGGUGCGAGCACCUGGAGGUGUACUAGCCAGCAAGCUUGUGAAAGUUCUACCAAGAGUUGCGGCGAUUUGCGAGGGAAACCGCUGUGUCAGACACGUUAUUCAGAAGGCUCGCCACGACGCGGAAAGGGCUAUUCUUUCAAGCAUGUCUGAUUUCUCGGUCAGGCGUUAUGGUGAGACUGUACACGUGCUAUCUUCCUCGAAAAGUUCAAUCCACUACCCUCACUUCCCUCCUGUCUGCACCUGUUGUACGCCAUGUGUACAGCCCUGCUGUGCUACCACCCCAAACAUUCCACGACCAUUCCACUCAUGGGAAAACACGAUACCCCAGUCGUUGAUACAACGCCAUGAUAUAACAACCCCAGAAGACGAGAGACAAAAAAAGUACCGAAAGUCUUCCGUUAUAGUUUGGAACCCGCAAAAGGCCGCGAAUAACAAAAAGGAAGCACAGAAAAAAGCUGCGACUCAAGAUCAACCGGAUGAUGAUGCUACGGGAGAAAAGAAAAACCCUUGGGGUAAUGCAUCCUACUCGGAUCUCAUUGCUAGAGCAAUAGACCAGUCAAAGUUCCAGAAACUAACUUUGCCUCAGAUUUACGACUGGUUUGUGAUAAAUGUGCCUUAUUUCAAAGCCAAGGAGCAUUUGCCUUCUACUAAAGGAUGGAAGAACGCAAUCCGUCACACGCUGUCUCUGAGGCAACGGUUUGUACGGCUUCCAGACCCCGGUAAUCCAUACCGAUCAUGGUGGACGGUCGCCAGUGAUGAUGUGCGCAGACAACGAAGGCGAAAGCCACGAUGGAAGUCUCGAGGGACUCAGACAAAUUUCUGAGAAUGAGUAGAUAAGGGAGCUGUAAUCUCCGACUCCCUCCCCGCCCACCCCUCCCCUGCCCUUUCACAAACACUGGACAAGUCCACUUAAAAUAGCCCCGAUCAAUCAACGCCCGCAUUGUCCAGCAUUUUCUUACACAGUCAUCAAGCUCGGGUACGUAUAGUAGCUAGUGGGAGGGGGAAGGGGGGGGGGGGAUUAGUAGCAGCAAAAAGCAAAAUGAUUUUACAUAGCUUAGCCAAAGCUAGGUAGAGGGUUAAGUUAAAUGCCUUUGCUCCCCCCCCCCCCCCCCCCCCCCCAUCCAAUGGCUGAGUCCAGUGUCAAGCCAAAAGAUAAAAUAUAAAACAACAAAGCAUCCUACAGCACCGUACACACAAACUGGGCCUUGUUAUGCUGUGCGUUUUACCGAUAAUGCUGGCGCUGGUUGUACGGGGUACACUUAUGCUAGUUACGCGGUAUAAAAAGACUAAGCAAUAUUGCAGUAGAUAUCUGUUAGUAUAUUAUACAUGGCGAGAACUUCAUAAGAACUCGUGCUGUGAUUGGUUCGCUUUCUCGGAAUAACAGUUUUUAGAGAAUAUAGUUGUUGUUUUAGAGUAUAUAAAUGGAUAUAUGGCGGAGACAAAACAAGACAUAUUGCUGUUAUUGUUAUUAUUAUUAUCAUUAUCAUGUUUACAACUUUGUUUAAUUUACAUCCGGUCGCUCGAGACGCUUCAGCCGGGUUUUGUUCGCUCUGACUAUUGAUAAAAUUAAUUUUGUAUUUCCACGCAAUGCUUUUAACAUGCUAUUUUGACGUGAAAUUUUCGAUGGUCAUUUUAAAUUUCGGCUCAUUAUUCCGAAAUUCAGCUGUGAAUACCGUCCAUUAUUCCGAGAUAGCGAGCCAAUCAGAGCGCGCGUUCUUAUGAAGUUCACGCCAUGUAAAUACUAAAAUGGCGUGUCAUUUGACAAAAUUACUCUAGAUUACAAAAUAAUUCUCGCCAAAGUUUAGAAAACGUUUUCAAUAGAGGAUCUGUCUUUUGUAUAUAUAUAUAUACUAAAACAAUUAUUCGCCUAAGGUUCAGAGUGGUGAGUGGUGAAUGGUGAGUGGUGAAUGGUGAUUGGUGAGUGGUGAUUGGUGAA